UUGGUUUAUUCUUGUAUGUGCUCUGACUGGGGAUCUAACCCACAACCUUGGUGUAUGAGGACAACACUCUAACCGACUGAACUGCUCGGUGACCCGGGCUCAUGACAGGUUUACAUUUUAACCAUUCUCACAGUUAUCAGGGUUCAUUCAGUUAAUAAAGAAGUUAGUGAAGUUUCUGGCAGCAUGGUACAGUAGGUACAUUUGACUCAGAUGCAUCUAAGUUACCUGUUGAAGCAUGUCAGCUAAAGCAAAAGAGAAUAGGUUUCCCAUACUAUUAUCACUGGGAAAAUAGAUUUCAUCUCUGAAACUUGGGGUUUCUUUAUAGACAGUACGGUGAGAAAGGAUGACAGCAGAACUCCCUACUGUUCCCUGAUUAUCCUGAUGAACUGGGGGUAUUGUAAUGAGGCUUACCUGAAGGCCCGGCCCUGAACCUUUCUGAAGUAGUUUCCUGUUAUACCUAUUUGUGCUGCAGAUUUCUUGGAAAUAGAUGGAUCCCCACCUGUGUGAGCCUCUGCACGCUGACAGGCAGUGAAAAAUCACUGCCGCGUGAGGAGGGGGAGCAGUUUGAAAGGGACGAGGACUAGGACCCAAACUGACCUCCAUGCACGCUGGUCCUGCUGAGCAGCUCACACUGGAACUAGGUGGAGAAGAUAGAACUGGCAGUGGCUGAGGUGUGACCCGUACUCUUGUGCUAUGUUUGAUUUAAUUUCGAAUGAGAUUGUUCUUGCAGCAAGAUGUUAAUAAGACAAAAUCUAGACUAAAUGUGUUAAAUGGCUUGCCAACAAUAUGGAUGAUUUGAAGAUAAACACCGAUAUUACUGGUGCUAAAGAAGAACUCCUAGAUGACAACAAUUUUAUCUCAGACAAAGAGAGUGGAGUUCAUAAACCAAAAGAUUGUCAGACAUUUCAGAAUAACAAUACGUUCACUCUGCCUGAAGAACUGUCAAAGGACAAAUCAGAAAAAGCCUUAAGUGGAGGCCAGUCUACUCUAUUUAUACAUGCUGGUGCUCCUACUGUUUCUGGUGAAAACUUUAUCUUGCCUAAAGGAGCUGCUGUUAAUGGACCAGUUUCACACUCCUCCAUAACUAAGACUUCCAAUAUGAAUAAAGGCAGUGUUUCAUUAACCACUGGACAGCCUGUGGAUCAGCCAACAACAGAAUCUUGUUCAACUUCGAAGGUGGCAGCUGAUCUCCAGCUGUCUACACCACAGAAAGCAAGUCAACACCAAGUUUUGUUUUUGUUAUCAGAUGUAGCACAUGCUAAGAAUCCAACCCAUUCCAUUAAAAAACUACCUACCUCUGCUUCAGGUGGUUGUGACAUUCAGAAUUCAGUAGGGAGUAGUAUAAAGUCAGAUAGCACUUUAAUAAAUCAAGUAGAGGUGGGUGAGGAUAGUGAAGAUUUAUUGGUAAAAGAUGAUUGUGUCAAUACAUUAACAGGUAUUUCCUCAGGUACAGAUGAAUUUAGGUCAGAAAAUGAUACAAACUGGGACCCCCAAAAAGAGUUCAUUCAGUUUCUUAUGACUAAUGAAGAGACAGUGGAUAAAACUCCAGUUCAUUCUAAAGUAGGUCUAGAAAAAAAGAGAAAGCGAAAAAUGGAUGUAAGCAAGAUAACUCGUUAUACUGAGGAUUGCUUUAGUGAUUCUAAUUGUGUACCCACUAAGUCAAAGAUGCUAGAAGUAGACUUUUUGGAACAGAAUGAAGAACUACAAGCAAUAGACUCACAGAAAUAUGCAUUAUCAAAAGUGAAGCCUGAAUCAACUGAUGAAGACUUGGAAUCUGUGGAUGCUUUUCAACAUCUAAUUUAUAAUCCAGAUAAGUGUGGAGAAGACAGUUCACCUGUUCAUACUAGCACUUUUCUUUCAAGUACCUUAAAAAAAAAAUGUGAAGAAAGUGAUUCUGAGUCACCUACUACUUUCAGCACCGAAGAGCCAUCAUUCUACCCCUGUACAAAGUGCAAUGUGAAUUUUAGGGAGAAAAAGCACCUCCACAGGCAUAUGAUGUAUCAUUUAGAUGGGAAUAGUCACUUUCGCCAUCUUAAUGUCCCAAGGCCAUAUGCUUGUCGGGAAUGUGGGCGGACAUUUCGAGAUCGUAACUCACUUCUAAAGCAUAUGAUUAUUCAUCAAGAGAGAAGACAGAAGUUGAUGGAGGAAAUUCGUGAGUUGAAAGAACUUCAGGAUGAAGGAAGAAGUGCACGAUUACAGUGCCCUCAGUGUGUAUUUGGUACCAAUUGCCCUAAAACAUUUGUGCAACAUGCUAAGACCCAUGAAAAAGAUAAAAGGUACUACUGCUGUGAAGAGUGUAACUUCAUGGCAGUGACAGAAAAUGAAUUGGAAUGCCAUCGAGGCAUUGCCCAUGGAGCAGUGGUAAAAUGCCCUAUUGUCAGUUCUGAUGCAGCCCAGAGAAAAACGCAAAAAAAGUCUUUCGGGAAAGACUCUGCUACAGGAUCAUCCAAAAAAUCAGCUACCUAUGUAUGUAAGAUGUGUCCUUUUACUACAUCAGCCAGAAGUAUUUUGAAAAAACACAUGGAGUACUUGCAUUCAUCAUCAUGCGUUGAUUCUUUUGGUCGUGCUCUUGGACUCGGUAAAAGAAAAAGUAACAUCCAUGAAGAACCUGUAGAUAAUGAUAGCACUAAACCAUUAAGCAAGCAACAGUCAACCACAUUUCCAAAGAACUCUGCUUUAAAACAAGAUGUAAAGAGAACAUAUGGGUCAUCCUCACAAUCAAGUAAUUUUUCAAAAUUCCACAAGCGGCCACACAGGAUACAAAAAGCUCGGAAAAGCAUCGCCCAGUCAGGUGUUGUGAACGUGUGCAAUCAAAACAAUUCUCAUAAGACUGUAAUCAUUAAAAGCAGCAUUGACCAAAAACCUAAGUAUUUCCAUCAAGCAGCAAAAGAAAAAUCUAAUGCCAAGGCAAAUAGCAACUAUUUAUAUAGACACAAAUAUGCAAACUACAGGAUGAUCAAAAAAUCAGGUGAAUCAUAUCCUCUGCAUUUCAAAAAAGAAGAAGCUGGUUCAUUAAAUUCUUUACAUCUGUUUUCAUCAUCAAGUAAUUCUCACAACAAUAGUUUUAUUUCGGACUCUCACAGCUCUGACACCAAAAGGCCAGAAAACUUCAAAGACCGCAGGCGUGUAUCUGUAAAGAGAGCAGUUAAACAAUCUAAGAAGGAAAGUUCUGCUGGAGGGGAAGACUUGGAUAGCUAUCCAGAUUUCUUGCAUAAAAUGACUGUUGUUGUUUUACAGAAACUUAAUUCUGCUGAAAAGAAAGAUAGCUAUGAAACAGAAGAUGAAAGUUCCUGGGAUAACGUUGAGCUAGGUGACUACACUACACAGGCUAUAGAAGAUGAAACCUAUAAUGAUAUUAAUCAAGAACAUGUAAAUUUAUUCCCUCUAUUUAAAAGCAAGGUGGAAGGUCAAGAACCUGGAGAAAAUACUACCCUUAGUUAUGAUCAAAAUGAUGGCUUUUAUUUUGAAUAUUUUGAAGAUGCUGGAACCAAUAACUUUUUGCAUGACAUACAUGAUCCUCAGCAUUUAGAAAAUGCAGACAGUUCAUUGUCAAAGCAUAGUUCUGUUUUUCAUUGGACUGAUUUGUCUCUUGAGAAGAAAUCAUGUCCUUACUGCCCAGCAACAUUUGAAACUGGUGUUGGGUUGUCAAAUCAUGUCCGGGGACAUCUUCAUAGGGCAGGAUUAAGCUAUGAAGCCCGUCAUGUUGUAUCACCAGAACAAAUAGCCACCAGUGACAAAAUGCAACAUUUCAAAAGAACUGGCACAGGGACACCUGUUAAGCGAGUUAGAAAAGCUAUAGAGAAGUCUGAAACCACUUCUGAACACACUUGUCAGCUCUGUGGUGGUUGGUUUGAUACUAAAAUUGGAUUAUCAAAUCAUGUUAGAGGCCACCUGAAAAGACUUGGAAAGACCAAGUGGGAUGCUCACAAAUCUCCAAUCUGUGUUCUGAAUGAGAUGAUGCAAAAUGAAGAAAAAUAUGAAAAAAUCUUAAAGGCAUUGAACAAUCGUCGUAUUAUUCCCAGACCAUUUGUAGCUCAAAAACUUGCAUCAAGUGAUGACUUUCUGUCUCAUAAUGUUAUACCUCUUGAAGCAUACCGUAAUGGCCUAAAGACUGAAGCUUUAUCAGUAUCUGCAUCAGAGGAAGAAGGGCUGAGUUUCCUAAAUGAAUAUGAUGAAACAAAACCAGAACUGCCCAGUGGAAGAAAGAAUCAGUCUCUUACAUUGAUAGAACUGCUUAAAAAUAAAAGGAUGGGAGAAGAAAGGAAUUCUGCUAUCUUUCCUCAAAAGAUCCAUAAUCAAACUGCAAGAAAGAGAUUUGUUCAGAAAUGUGUUCUUCCAUUAAAUGAAGAUAGUUCAUUGAUGUAUCAUCCACAAAAAAUGGACUUGACUAUGCACUCAGUUUUAGAUUGUAAGCAAAAGAAAUCAAGGUCAAGAUCUGGAAGCAAGAAGAAAAUGCUAACAUUACCUCAUGGUGCUGACGAGGUUUACAUUCUCAGAUGCAGGUUUUGUGGCCUAGUCUUUCGUGGACCAUUGUCUGUUCAGGAAGACUGGAUUAAGCACUUACAACGACACAUUGUAAACGCUAAUCUUCCACGGACUGGAGCUGGCAUGGUGGAAGUCACGUCACUGUUUAAAAAGCCUGCUUCCAUUACAGAAACUUCAUUUUCUUUACUAAUGGCAGAAGCAGCUUCAUAGAACGAGGAAACCUUUUAAAUAGCAAAUAUGAAUUGGAUGUAAAUUUGAAAUUCUUUGUCUUUUUUUUAAAGCCACAUUAAAUUAUCUGUUUAUAAAUACUAAAGCAGGAAAAAGGGGAAAGGUGAAUUAUGGUGACAUCAGAACAAAUUGAGUACUUCAAACAGUAAGUAGUCUAUUUUAUAUAGGACAGAAGAUGUGUUUUCAAGGCUUACUGGAUUUUGUCAGUUAACUGUAUUCAUUCAGUAAAAGAUCAGUAUACGUAAGCAGUCAUUAAUAAACUUGCACAUAGAUACUUAAAGACAGACUUAAGGAAAAUUAUGUUUUCUGCAGUGUUACCAGGAUCAAGGUUCUGUUUAUUCCCCCACAAGACUUGCAUUGAAAAAUAAGAUAUUAUAUUUUGUUUGUAUGUAUUUAGUGUUUUGUAUAAUACCUGGAACCGCUAACUAAAUUUACUCAACUUAGGGCAUUAAAUAUCAUGUACUUCAUAGAUUGAGACUGUUCACUCAAAUAGGGCAGAGUACUAUUCUAUCUAGAUGUGUAAGUGUUUUUUUAAAAUCACAUGGAAUGGUUUUUUUUAUACUAAAAAGUGGAGGGAGAUUUGUUUAAACAAGUAUUUCUAAAAGAAAUAUGUACAUAGUCCUGGAAAUUAUUUGUGGUAAGGAAAUAUUCUUUACUCCAGUUGCAUUUCUCAGACAAAUAAAGUGGUGCAUCCAUGCUACCUCCUACUUUGUCAACAAAGAUGCUAUUUACCCUUUACAUUUUUGUAUCAUAAUAGAUUUUAAAAUCUAAUGUUCUUUAUUGCAAGGCAUCCUUUUGUUAACAGAUUUGUUUCUUUUUAAUGUUUUACCUAAAAUUUGACAUGCUUACAGGACAGGUUUGCCUCUUACUUUAUUUAACAUUGUAGAAAUGUAAUUAAUAAAGAUGCUCACUACACAAUUUAGAAUAGGUUUUCUCAUUUAUAUUCUCUUCCAAAAUUGAUCAGUAGCAAAACUUAAUACACCAAUUGAAAUAUUUCUACAUAUGAUGAGAAUGUUUACAAUUUAAAUUUUAGAACUUGUUUUGGAUGUGAUUAUAUGUACGAAAAUCGUGUAACACUAUGCUUAUGCUAAGAACCGACAUAAUGGAAUUACUGAAAUAAAUGUGCUGUGAGGAAUGGAAAAUAUGGUGCAGAUGUCUUGGUCAUGAUAAAUUGUGAUUCUUCUUUUCAACUUUUUCCAAAAACAAAUUAGUUCUUUUAAUCUGAAAUCAGAUUGCUUUACAAAUAACAGUUUUUGUAUGCAAGCACCAUUUCAUUUAAUUUCAUGUAGUAUGGCUAAUACUAUAGUUGAAACAAGGAUAUGCAUUGAUACUUCGUAUGUAAAUAAAGUUAAAAACAUUAAAUAAGGAGUAUUUUGGUAGAGUAUAUACAUACCUCACUGCCAGUGAAAUUGCUUUCCUAUGGUAUAUCUCCUUACCAGAAAAAUCUCUAAAUAAAAAAAGACUUAAAGAAAGUUACAAUGUGUAUAGUGUGAAGCAUUUUUUAUUUUUAUCACUGGUGGGAAUAGCCCAUUUGGGUUUGUGUUUCAUUUGAUUUAAAUUGUUUAUACUUAGCAGAUUACUUUAUUCACAUACCUUAUAUGUGAAAUUAGGAAAUUGGACUGAAUGGAUCAUUCAAGAGUCUCUUGAUCCCUGGGGUGUACUAGAUAAAGGAAAAGUACUUGUAAGUUAUCUUCAUUUUCAAAAUGCCUAAUAGAAACUGUAUUUUUUUUAUAAAGAUGAGAGUAAAACAUCAAAUUACUUUUGACUAAAAAUAUACCAAAUCUG
This is a messenger RNA of Miniopterus natalensis, 6498 nucleotides long. It is a transcript of the gene ZNF644, whose product is annotated as zinc finger protein 644. NCBI's taxonomy places the organism in Eukaryota, Metazoa, Chordata, Mammalia, Chiroptera, Miniopteridae. Gene Ontology annotation, biological process: regulation of transcription by RNA polymerase II. The record is from RefSeq and is a predicted model, not a curated record. Gene Ontology annotation, cellular component: nucleus. Gene Ontology annotation, molecular function: RNA polymerase II cis-regulatory region sequence-specific DNA binding; DNA-binding transcription factor activity, RNA polymerase II-specific.